AUGGAUGAUGACCUUCCGGCUGAGUCUGGCAUGACAGCCCAUACCUUCGCUUCCCCUUCAGCCGACUACGACCUCGCUCCGCAGGACGGCGACACAGCGAUCGACAUGCAGCACUCGUGCACGUUUGAAAGCUUGGCCUUUCACUACUUGACUAUCGCAGAUAGACUUGCCUCCUGGCCUUCUGCUACGGCCAGCGAUCUGCAACUGUUCCGCGAUUUUGCUACGGAGUUCAAGUUUCUAUCAAAUGCGCACGUCGGGCAGCCGUGUCGAUCGCUAUCCGUGACUCCUCUCAUAUCUGGUAUAGCGUACAAUCACCUCGCCCGCUUCGCUCUGCUUUUGCGUUCCACCCCAGAUGUGGUCAUCUCCGCGUGGAGGGAUCACGGAGCGUUACUAGUUCGUGUGCUCUCAUGGUUAAAAGGCCUCGCGCGUGUCGUACUGGUUGCUGCUUCUCCCUUGACGCCGAUAUCCCUGCCACUCGUCAGCGAAGAGGUUCAGCUCUUCUUGAUGUGCAGCGGCGCCGAAGCGAAUGGUCUUUUUGCUCCUUUCAGAUUUAUUGCUGGUACAUCUUCAAGAUUCACCGCGCCAUCGACGGUUCACCCUGGGCACACUGUCACGCAUACUCCGGUCAUGACGCUGUGGGAGAGUGAUGAAGAUGAUGACGAUGAAGAUAGUGACGACGACGACGACACGGCUUCCGAUAUCUCGUAUCUGGACCUUGAUGGGCGUCCUCUCUCAUCCGAGAGUACUCCGUGUGUCCGCCGGGAGCGCAUACUUAUUCGAUCGGGCGCGCGAUGUCUUGACUAUGACGAGCGCACCAAGUCAUACUCCGGGAGGACCUUUCGUUACUCGGUGGACAAUAACGUCAUUUUCAUCGACCACUCCGACGCUCUCAUCUCUCGGCGCCCACCCCCCGGCUACGAGCUUCUGCAGCCUGACGAUGACCAGCAUAUCUCGUGGCGUCAGAGAAUCGGCAAGUUCCUCGGCUGCGCCCUCCUGAGCCAUGCACCGCAUAUUCAAGACUCUACCACUGCAUGGUUGCUUGGUGCAUUCCCGGCCAAGUAUACUCUCGCCCGGCGCACGGUAGUCCACGAAGUGAAUGGUGUAGAGAAGAAACGAACAGACGUGUACUUGUAUGGUGGAGCCAUUGUGCGUGUAAGCACUGCUCAGGGUCAUCGCAACGGGACAUCUCGUCGAUGCUAG
Molecule: messenger RNA, 1200 nt
Organism: Peniophora sp. CBMAI 1063
Lineage: Eukaryota; Fungi; Basidiomycota; Agaricomycetes; Russulales; Peniophoraceae
Source: the annotation of a GenBank genome assembly